AUGAGUACAUCGGUUCAUUCGCAUUUCUCUGCUGCAGCAAACAGAUAUCCAAUCCUUGCAGCUUUUUUCAGUAUCAUCAUAUUCCUAGGAACAAUCUUCUUGAUCCUUCAAGAGGUCUUCACACCCGUCGGAAAACGCAGACCACCCCCGGGCAAGAAAUGGAAACUUCCUCCGGGUCCUCGAGGAAUACCCAUAUUUGGCAACCUUUUGGAGCUUCGGAACGCUCGACAGGAGCAGGGUCAUAAAAUACACACUGAGCUUGCAAAAUAUGGCGAAAUGACCACUCUUCACCUCGGAUCCAAAACUUGGAUUUUGCUCAAUAGCAAGCGUGUGGUCGCUGAGAUUAUCGCAAAACGUGGCUCCCUCACAAAUGGCCGAAGCCCAAUGCCUAUUGCCAGUGGAAUUGUUAGCCGCAACGGACGAUCCUUGCUGCUUCCUCCUUCGCAAUGGACUGAAAAGCGACGAGUGAUGCACUCCCUUCUGAGUGGAACGGCCAUGAAGCAGUACGGCUCAUGGCAAGAGCUUGAAAGCACCCAGAUGCUUGCAGAAUAUUUCUUUCAGCCAGAAAGGUGGUACCGCCACCAUUAUCGAUAUGCAAAUUCGGUGGUCCAUCGUAUUGCACUGGGUGAGCGGCUUGUCAAGUCAGGAAAGCAAUUGGCUGAUUUGCAAGAUGUCGUCACUCUUUUUGUUGGAAGCAUUGGGACUAGCUUGGUCGACUGGUUUCCGGAAUUAGAUAAGCUACCUCGCGUGUUGCAGCCAUGGCGAAAACACUGGGAGAAGCUUGGGGACUGGAAUGAAGAGGUCUACAAGUCGUGGUGGGUUCCAGUACGAGAGAAGGUGGAGAAUGGGACAGCACCCCCAUCAUGGGUUCGUGACGUUCUUUUACAUCCAGACACAAAGUUCACGGGUAACGAUCAGGAGGCCAUGUACGUUGCUAUGCAGCUUCUAGAGGCAGGAUCGGAUACGACCAGGGAAGCGCUGAAUAUCUUUGCGAUGGCUGCGCUUUGUUAUCCGGACAAAUUUCAAAAGGCCAGAGAGGAGGUUGAUACUCAUUGCGGCACCGAGACGAACUUCCGUUUACCUGGCAUCGAUGAUCUGGAGCAAAUGCCCUACAUAUGCGCUUUUAUCAAGGAAAUUCUUCGCUGGCGACCUAUCUUCCCUUUCACUCCCGACCACGUGCUUACGUCCGAUAUGGAGUUUGAGGGAUAUCAUUUCCCAGCAGGGGUGGGAUUCGUGAUUAAUGAAAUCCCGGUAUGUAACGAGUGCGAGGACCCGGAGGAGUUUAAGCCCGAACGGUGGUUGGAUGGACAUGAGACCGACCCUGCACAUGGACUUUGGCAGUUCGGAGGAGGUCGUCGUAUUUGUGUUGGUUACAGAUUGGCAUUCCGGGGCCUAUUUAUCAACGUUGCUCGCUUGGUGUUCUGCUACGACUACGACGCAGCUGAACCCUAUGACUCGAAGCAGUUGAAUCACCACCGAACAGAGGAACCAUUUCCAGUUAAGGUGACCCCGAGAAGUGAGCAGCAUGUGAACUUGAUACUGAACGAAGGAACUCGACUUGAGGUAUUGGAAGAUUCUAAACGCCAAAUUUGA
Molecule: messenger RNA, 1593 nt
Organism: Penicillium cataractarum
Lineage: Eukaryota; Fungi; Ascomycota; Eurotiomycetes; Eurotiales; Aspergillaceae
Product: cytochrome P450
Exons: 3
Coding region: 1-1593 (530 amino acids)
Molecular function (GO): iron ion binding; oxidoreductase activity, acting on paired donors, with incorporation or reduction of molecular oxygen; monooxygenase activity
Source: RefSeq, a predicted model, not a curated record